Zootermopsis nevadensis is the source of this 1993-nucleotide messenger RNA. RefSeq names its product sesquipedalian-1. The record is from RefSeq and is a predicted model, not a curated record. Gene Ontology annotation, biological process: retrograde transport, endosome to Golgi; receptor recycling; endosome organization. NCBI's taxonomy places the organism in Eukaryota, Metazoa, Arthropoda, Insecta, Blattodea, Termopsidae. Gene Ontology annotation, cellular component: recycling endosome; early endosome; trans-Golgi network.
AUUAGGCACCGGCUGGGGGAUCCUGAUUCAGUUCGCAGCAGGGCAGGAAUUUUCUCUUCACUACAACAUCCAAACCCUCUGUGGGCCCUUUCUUCUUACACAGUGGGUACUGGUGGUAUUCAUUGUGAGGCAAAGCGGCCUUCUAGUGCCGAGGUUGAGAAUGCUUGGUGUUAUGCCUUCACUCUCAGUAUGUGUGUCUGGUGUGGCGCUCAGGAAUCAGGGACAAACUUUUUCAUCUGUUGUCACCAACCUUCAUAAAGUACAUUAUUUGUGGGAUUUGAGGUUAUCACGGCGGAUUGAAUAGACAUACUGCAGGAGAAAUAGUGGUCAUGAAAAUAAAUGAGAAGAAUCUUGCAGCCUUUGCUUCUUCAGCAACACCCGUGGAUCGAGAAGGUUGGCUCAUAAAGCGGGGCGAUGUUAACAAGGGUUAUCAGAAGAGAUGGUUUGUUUUGAAGGGCAAUCUUCUGUUCUACUUUGAGAAACGUGGAGAUAAGGAGCCUGUUGGUGUGAUAGUGUUGGAAGGCUGUACGAUUGAACUGGCUGAAGAUGAAGAACAAUUUGGGUUCAAAAUUGUAUUUCAUGGGACAGAUAACCGCAGUUAUGCACUUGGGGCAGAGUCCCAAGAAAGCAUGGAGCAAUGGAUGAAAGCUCUUGCAUGUGCAAGUUAUGAUUAUAUAAAACUCAUGGUAGCUGAGCUGCAGAGACAGCUUGAUGAAAUGGAAGAAUGUGAAGCAGUGACCAUGACACAGAAUCAGACUGCACAUUCGAGAUCCACUGCCUGGAUUCAGAACUCUCGGGAAGUGGAAAUGGGAUCUUGCAAUUCACCGAUGCCUCCGCCACGUCAGAGGCACAACCCUUUCAACAGGGUGCAACAGACGGUUAGUUUGGAUGGCCACGGACAUCAGUACCGUUCCCGCAGAUGCAGGCCAGAUGGGACCUCAAGGCCAAUGGAAAACAUUCCACGAACCAAAGUGACAUUUAGAGAAUUACACACUGCUUAUGGGAGACGUGUUCUUAGUGACUUUAAUGCUUGGAGACAUGCCAUGAGACAAGAGGAGGAGAAAAAGCAGGGAUCUGCUUGUGCUACACAGGAUUUGUUGAUAACUUUGUGAAAACAAGAGAGUGUGAUCAGGGUAGACAUGGAAAGUAAUGUUAGACUGAGUGAUGGAAAUUUCUGUAACUUUUACAAAACAUUGUGUAAGUUUUUCAUAGAAAGGUGAGGAGUAUCUUUUGGAAACAUCUAUAACAUUUCUGGAAUGUUUAUGAACUAAAAUUUAACAUGUAGAUUAUUUUUGCCCCAAACGGAGAUAAUUUGUUACCUAGAUGAAUGAACCCUGUAAGUAUGAAAAGAAUACAUUUAAUAUUUGUGGCUAUUACUUAUUCAUUAGGCAAUGUGCAUUCCUCUAAUGGUAAAUAACAGCAUUUUCUCACAAAAUACUCUUUAGAGUACUUAUCUGAUGAAGUUUCAGUUUGUGUAACUUAAGCUUUUGGGUGUGAGCUGCAUCAAAUGUUGAAUAUUAACCACCAUUUUGGCACACUUUGCAGUUGACAUCAUUAGAUUCAUAUUUUGAAAAAUAUUGUAAUAUUAUUAUGUGUUACCUUAAGACAUAAACACAUUGUAUAAAUGUUUCUUUUGUCUCUGACAGACUAGCUUUCUUUAUUUUCUUCAAUCAAACUGACACCUUCCAAGGGAUCUGAUGUUUAUUUAUUGAUGAUGAAUUUUGUUAUGUAAAUGAGAAAACUAAUGUAAAUACACGGUGAAAAUGUGACCUUAACAGUAUACUACACUAAUGAUAAAGGUAUGGAGAAAUGACCCACUAAAUCAGAAUAGGCCAGUAAAUGACAUGAACCCUUCUAGAAUUUGGUGCUUCAGCAAAACCCAAAAAUGUACAAGAAAAUUACUAACAAAAGUAUUUAAUUGCAUAGAAUCCCCUACAUUGUAAAAAUUGAUAUAAUAUUGUUACAAAUAAAUAAAAAAUUAUAUUGAAAUGUU